Messenger RNA from Anastrepha obliqua, 3379 nucleotides. It is a transcript of the gene Dpp10, whose product is annotated as prolyl endopeptidase FAP. Lineage: Eukaryota; Metazoa; Arthropoda; Insecta; Diptera; Tephritidae. The transcript is spliced from 14 exons. The coding region runs from base 617 to 3328 and encodes 903 amino acids. The record is from RefSeq and is a predicted model, not a curated record. Gene Ontology annotation, molecular function: dipeptidyl-peptidase activity; serine-type peptidase activity. Gene Ontology annotation, biological process: proteolysis.
GCGGACAUUACUAAGAAUUAUAUUUAUAAGUGUAAUUACCACAACAUUGCGAUUACAUGAAAUUACGACAAAGAAAAAUAUCCUAUCGAAGUUAACUAAAUUAAAGCGCGGCAAAAUGGGAAAAAUUGCAGUCAGCAACUGAAGCGCAGAUUCCCAGAAUUAAUGAGAACUAAAGAAUUACAGCAGCAGCAGCAAGCUUACACACACACACACCAACAAAGCGAAUCAACUGAAGCAAAAACGUGGCUAAGUUCACUGCAUAAAAAUUCGUAGAAAGCCAAUUUAAGGCAAUAAUUGCGGCACACUGAAGCCCAUAAAACAAAGUCAAGAAUACGAAGCCAGUACACAGGACCUGCGAAAGACUACUACCACCCGCUUACAAAUACAAAGAACUGAAAAAGGAAUUGAGAAAUUUAAUACAAGUAUUCAUUACAAAGCGCUGUAAUGCCUAUGCAAUGACCAGAGCAAAAUCGACAACUGUAAAGAGUCAGUCCAAGCCAAGCAUAGAACAGCAAGAUUAAGUGGCUCUAAGGAAGACAGUGGCUUUUGACAUAGAAAACUUUUAUUUAAGAUUCUCGAAAGUCGUUUCUGAGCAGUAAAAAGCAGCGUUGCAGACAUGGCAGAAGGCGAUAAUUACGACGAUGAGUUGGUCUCCAGCAAUCCAAAUCAGCGGAAUUGGCGCGGCAUUUUCAUUGCGCUGUUGGUUAUAAUAAUUGUGCUGGCCUUAAUUGUCACUUCAGUGGUACUCCUCACACCACCCGAUGAGGGGCCGCGAGUCAAGGGGCAACGCAUCAAAUUGCAAGACAUUGUGGAUGGACUAUUUAUGCCACAGCGGUCGAAUGGCACAUGGAUUAGUGGCGAGGAAUUUCUCUACCAGGAUCAUUGGGGACGAAUUGUGCUAUUGAAUGCGCCCACUCUUACUGAGCGGGUACUCAUGUCGAAUGUGACGUAUAAAACACUUGCACCCUAUACAUUUACCCUCUCGGCUGACAAACGCUAUAUCCUACUGGCGCAGAAUGUCGUGAAACUCUUCCGGCAUUCAUUUCUAGCUCAAUACACAAUAUUCGAUAUACAAACGAGUGAAAGCAUCAAAUUGAAAAUCGAUGCACAUAGCGAUGAGUGGCCAUAUCUACACUACGCUCGGUUCGUAUCCACCCAAGCAGCUGGCAAUGACAAUGCAACCUCCUCUGCCGGAAAUGCGCUGGUGCUGGUCUACAACUAUGACAUCUACUACUGCCAGGGGCCGCGCUCCACCCAUCAUGUGUACCGUAUAACACGCGACGCUGUGCCCGGCAUCGUCUAUAAUGGCAUACCAGAUUGGCUCUAUGAAGAGGAAAUCCUGCACUCGAAUAAUGCAAUUUGGCUCUCGAAGAAUGGACACUUAAUGCUUUACGGCGCGUUCAAUGACUCGCUGGUGCAGGAGCAACAUUUCGCUUGGUAUGGCACGACAAGUGGUGGCAACCCGAAUGCGUAUCUGUAUCCGGAAAUCAGAUCAUUAAGAUAUCCCAAGCCAGGCACACAAAAUCCUAUAGUAAAGUUGCGCGUGGCCGACAUUAAAAAUCCGGAGGAUAUCCAAAUAAGAGACAUACAACCGCCGCAUAUACUGCUUAACGAAGAUCACUACUUCAGCAGCGCCGGCUGGGUGAGUGAAACGGAAAUCUGUGUAGUUUGGUUAAAUCGUCCACAAAACAUUUCGGUGGUCAGCAUCUGUAAGAGUCCAUUGUUUAUGUGCGUUGAGACGCAUCGCGUGAGCGGCGAUGGACGCGGUUGGGUGGAUACCAUUUCGGUGCCAUUGUUUGCAGCGAAUGCAACAUCCUAUGUUGCCAUAUCGCCAUUGCGUGACGGCACUUCCGGCUACUUCCGGCACAUUGUACACGUGCACGUGGCCAAAAAGCGUGUGCUACCACUAACACAUGGACAAUACGAGGUGAAUGAGUUGCUACAUUGGGACCAACUGAAUAAUUGGAUUUACUUUCUUGGCACACCGGAACGCCUGCCGGGACAACAGCACCUGUAUCGCGUGUCCGCUUUGCCACCGCGUCACGGCUCACCGCUCCAGCUGCCCGAUUGUCUAACGUGCCCAACGCAAUUGCGUAGUAGCAGCCAUGGCGCCGAGGUGCAUACGAAACCGCCACCAAAAUUAGUGACCGCCUGGGAUGAUGACUGGGAGGAUUCCGAGGAGCGUCAAACUUUGCCACCACCAACGCUCACACCGGAACACAAACGUCCGAAGGCAUCACAACACCAUACCGACGCCAAUGAAUGUCUCUACCAUACAGCCAAAUUUCCAUGGGUACUUGAAGCGCGUUAUGUGCUCAUUGAGUGCCUGGGUCCAGUGAUACCCACAUCCAGUGUUUAUGCGCUAGCUCGCGUUUAUGGCGAAAUGAACGAUAAGAAAUCCAUGCCAGAGAAAUCUGUAGGAAUGGAAUUGCUCGUGACAAUACAAAACAACACGCGUCUGAAGGAGAAAAUGUUGCGCACUGCUCUGCCGCAGGUGAAAACAUUCCCAGUCAUGAUAUCGGGUGGUUACCAUGCGCAGGUGCGUCUCUACCUGCCGCCAGUGUUACGCGAGGAUGAGAUCACGCGUUAUCCCACGAUUUUGCAUGUGUACUCCGGUCCGGGCACACAAUUGGUGACGGAGAAAUGGCACAUCGAUUGGAAUACUUAUUUGUCGGGGACGAAGGAUUACAUUGUGAUUGAAAUCGAUGGGCGUGGUUCAUCGGGACAGGGCUAUCAAUUGCUACAUGAGAUCUACAAGCGACUCGGCUCCGUUGAGGUGUCCGAUCAGUUGGAAGUGAGUGAAUAUCUGCGUGAUAAUCUGCAUUUCAUCGACGGACGUCGCAUGGGUGUUUGGGGUUGGAGUUAUGGCGGUUAUACAGCCGCACUCGCGCUUGCCGGUACACAAUCGAUAUUUCAGUGCGGCAUUAGUGUAUCGCCGGUGACGAAUUGGAAACUUUAUGAUUCCACUUAUGCUGAACGCUACUUGAGCUUCCCGAAUGUGACUGAUAACUACAAAGGCUACGAGGAAGGGGAUCUCUCGAAGUAUGUCGAUAAUCUGCGCGAUCGUCAAUUCCUAUUGGUGCACGGCACCGCCGAUGACAAUGUGCACGUGCAACAAUCUAUGGUGUUGGCACGUGCGCUCACCAACAAAGGUGUACUCUAUAAGCAACAAAUUUACCCUGAUGAAGGACACAGUCUGGCGGGCGUUAAAAGGCAUCUCUAUCGCUCAAUGACGAGUUUCUUCGAGGAUUGCUUUAAAAAGCUGGUACCGCCCGAAUCAAAAGCUGGCCUUGGAAACGGUGGUGGUAGUGAUAUACAACAGCAAUAAAGUUACGAAUAUGCUUUAAUAUUGGUUAAUUUAAAUUGAAUGCAGUGACGC